UACGGUUUUCUUGUUUUUCGUCCAGGGUUUUGAAGGUGUGUGGGUCGCCGGUAAUGACGGCAUUCUCUGUAACGUCAUGUGACAGUCAGGUGUCUAUCUUUGCCGUUGCCGACGUAAUGGAAAAGAACGGUUGGACAAUGGAGCGCCAGAUGGAUAGUCUCCAUUUCUCCAUCCUCCCCUCACACACUCCCGAGAGAGCUCAGCAGCUGCUUUCUGCUCUCAGAGAGGCUGUCACCACUGUCAAGGCAAACCCCGCCCUCUCUCGUACUGGGUCAGCCGGUCUCUACGGCAUGGUUGCUAAGAUACCAGACAAGGCGGUCGUCAACGACUUCAUCCUGGAAUUCUUUAACGAGCUCUACACUCUCUAACUCUGCAUCCCUGUGUGACUCGUUUGUGCAAGAAUGCAAUUAGGUUUCCGUUUUUUAGUAACAUUUUCUAAAUUUAGCCCUUAUAAUUACAUUCCCUUUAACGUCAAAUUGUAGUUUAACUCCUAAAUUAUCGGGAAAACACGAUACCUCACAACAUUGCUGAAUCACACAUGUAUACACACAGUUUCAGAAGACGUAAGGUGCAUCAUUUGAUGGAUGUGCAUAAUGGGGCGAUAUAAAGAGCGGAAGGAAGAGGUAUAAUUAUGGUGUAUAAUAUAAUACAUACAUGACAUAAUGUUGACCACACCUAAGGAACAGUGAGGAUGUUAGGAGGGAAAUCCCCAACCAGGGGUUUUUCCUCCCAUAGUUCCAAUUACAUGACGACCUGCAUAUAUAUACAAAUAGUGGCACUAUGCAUGCACAUGAACACGUAACAAACAAGAGUGUGCUAGAAAUUACAAACUUCCACACUGUCCCAUGCUAAACGACACGCCAAUUACUACCUCUUGGUAGAACUGCGUUUGCCUGUAGUGAGAACGACAGUGUACAUGUAUGUAGUGUAUACAUAUGUAUGACCCUAAAUAGUGGAGUUGAGUGUUCAGAAGAUGUGGAUGCAGGGGAUUGCUGGAUCGGCCACUAUAACGUUCCCCUGACCAUCCACGCAGACACUGCUCGGAGAUUUAAACAGCAUUCCCUCGCCACCCAGCUGCUUGACCUUUGCACCCUGCGGAGACACGACAAAGAGGAGGUGUGCCUUGGCCGACGUUACUAGGAGAAACCCGUCACGGUCGACGGCAACAGACGUGGGGCUGAUUAGAGGGA
This is a messenger RNA of Geodia barretti, 1190 nucleotides long. The record is from the annotation of a GenBank genome assembly. NCBI's taxonomy places the organism in Eukaryota, Metazoa, Porifera, Demospongiae, Tetractinellida, Geodiidae.